Messenger RNA from Aspergillus uvarum CBS 121591, 3999 nucleotides. RefSeq lists its product as uncharacterized. NCBI's taxonomy places the organism in Eukaryota, Fungi, Ascomycota, Eurotiomycetes, Eurotiales, Aspergillaceae. The transcript has a single exon. The coding region runs from base 175 to 3891 and encodes 1238 amino acids. The record is from RefSeq and is a predicted model, not a curated record.
CUCCCAAUUGAACAGAUACACCUCCCUCGAUAUUCAUUAGAGGUCCUUGCCUUGUCUGCAACUACUGAGUGGUCAGAACUUGCAUAAUCUACAGUAUAAUAUCCCUACAUACUUUGCAAAUUAGCUGGGCCUACGAGUCAACUUUGCGGGCCAUACUAUACGCAGUCCGGUGUCAUGGCUUCUCGGAAUCAGAAGCCACUGGCUGGACUGCUUAUUCCUACUGCUCCAAGCUUUCCUCUCUCAUCACCAAUUACAGAAGAGGUUCCCAGCCCCAUCCCGUCAUCUCCGGACGACCACGAAUUGUGGCGGAAUCGCCCUUUCGCUCUCCUGAGCAAAACUAUCAGCAAGAAUCCUUUCAUUCGCAAGGCCACCUUUGAUAAUCAGAUUCAAGGACAGGGUCAGACCGGCCGCCUCUCUGGUGCAAGUGGUAUAGUACAAGGAAUAGUGCAUAUGGAGCAAGGAGCUGAGCAGAGCUCAAGCAGAAGUCGCGGAUUGAACUUGGUCACAGAUUUCUCCAAACCAAGUACGACUGUACAGCACGAGGUGCCAGCACCGGUCUUCGUCGAUCUGAAUGACCUCAAGGCCCUUUCGCAGGUGCGAGAGCAAGAAAGAAUUACGGACAGUAGCUCGGAGACUGUGAAGUCGGUAGUACCAGGGUCAGAUGCACCACAGACUUUCGGGGUUGCCGAGCAGAAGACGAUAGGCAAGGAUGAGCUAUCGCCUUCUGAUAGGCAUAUUAUGAUCGGGCUUCGAAUGCCAUUCCAUGGGUCGAAGGACUCGCCCGAGGGAAGGUCAAGGGAAAGAGACAGGUUGCGGUCCUCACAUACUCCACUUACACCUUCAAUUAUUGUGACUCCUGCCAAGGAAGAUACAUUUUGGGACGGAUUCGAGCCGGCUCAUCCCCGUCCCAGAGCGACAUCCAGCAUCUACUCUCAACCUACGCCAUACCCCGAUUAUGACGAUCAUGAUAUACCGCCAGUGCCGGCCAUCCCAACCUUUCAUGUUCGUGCGGAUAAUGAGAAGGCUAGCCCUGAUUCCCCCGCUAUGAAACCUGUAAUUUCAUCAAGAAAACAGCGUGCUUUUUCAACCGGAACUAUCUUUGAGGAAGAUAGUCCCAAGGUCACAGAGCGACCAAGUUCGUACUCAACUGAGAAGGUGAGGAAGAUCCCGGAUCGACUAAGCAUCAAUACCGAAGCUACCCGGCAGUCGCAAGGCUGGUGGACGUAUCUCAUGUCCCCUCUCUUUCCUAAGACGCCAAUCACUGCCGGAAGGCCUCCUGUGCCCAGCAUCGCAACCCACUCCUCUGGACUGACGGACGAGUGGUGGGAGAAAGAAGUCUCAUACUUUUCGCCCGACACCCCGGAUGCCGUUACACAUCCGCUAGAUAAGGCCAACUCGAGUCCAUCAAAUCCUAGUUCGGAUGAAGCUGAGCGAAAUAUGACAUCCUUUAUGUUUCCUGGAGAGCCAAUUCAGGGCUCUGCUGCUGAGUAUUAUCAGGCAUGUGCCCACGAACUGUUUAGCGGGCGACCUUAUUUUGAAUGUGUUAAUCAUAUUUGUUCGAUCACCCCAAAGGAUAAGGUUGCGGCAAUGAUGGCUGAAGCGCCUGUGGUGGCCACUCACGAGGAAGAGCUCCUUAUUGACGUGGAUAAUAUACCUGGAACUGAGAAACAACAUACAUCCGGACCCUCCGAUGCGGACACUGGUCUGCGUUCCGUUGAUAGGAUCUCCACUGUGUCUAAAAGCAGACAGAACCCUUUCCGUGAUUCCGAUGAGCACAGCAUUCUGAGCGGUCCUACUUUGACUGGGUAUUCUCAAAGCGAGUAUCCUUCCAACGAGCAGCCCCUAAGCAAGGACGCACCAAGCAAGGAUACGCCAAGUGAGCACCCACCUAGUGAGCGCUCUCCGAGUAUCCGAUCUCUAAAGCAGCAACCUCAAACACAGAGCGCGAAGGAAACCGCCGAAGAACUUUCAUCUACGCCGGAACCUCAAGAAGGGUCAAGCGCAGCACCGGCGGCCGUCGCUGAGAGCCAUGUUGGGAAGCAAGCCCCCUACCCUUUCUACCAGCCAAUUAUUCAGCCAAUAAUCCAACCAGCACAACCAGUCAGCCAGCCAGCUCCUGUGGUAGUCUCGCAGCCAAUUCCCCAACCAACGAAUACGGCACCACCGACAGUGCAGAACUUUUACAAUCACCCCGCCGUGGUCCCUUCCGCCGUUCUUAUAGCUCCGCCGGAACGAAGCUAUUCGCAGUACAUUGUACACCCUGCAUCAAAUCCUGCUCCACAGCCGCAACCUCCGGAGCCUGUGUCGCCCGCUUUUCAGCGGAUGACAGAAAGAGGAUCAAUACCUUUGAGCGGAGUGCAGAACACACCGGCACCUGCCUAUACCUCUUACCACCACAGCUCUAGCAUUUUGCCCCCACGCAUAGAUCCACACCCACUCACACGGGAGGAGGUGGAGUCAACUACGGAAAGUCAGAAGAUUGAAAGAAACCGACAAAGGCUAGAGAAGGAAGAUGCUGUUGGCCGGAAAUUAGGUGGAUGCUGGCGUGGCAGAGGCCUGGUUAGCAAGAAAGGCUGUUUUGGCAGGUCGGGACGAGAAGGAAGAGUGAAGCGUCGGUGGUAUUUGGCCAUCUGCACUUCGUUCCUCAUAGUCGUCUUGCUCGCCCUCAUUCUUGCCUUGACACUGACCAGGAAGGGAAAUGCAACGCCGGUGCAAUCCCAAUGGCUGAACCUCACCGGCUAUCCCCCUAUGCCAACUGGCAUUGCGACAAUCGCUGGACCGAAUCUUUACAAACGAGUUCCUGGCUGCAUUGCCCCAUCUUCACUCUGGAGUUGUGCCCUUCCAAAAGAGCAGCAGUCCGAUAACAAGCCGUACACGGCCGAUGAGCCCACCUUCCGCGUCGAGAUCGAGUUCCGCAACGGAACCUAUCCAAACAGCACGACGAUUGCCUCGCGAUCAUUAGUCUCUGGCCGCUCCUCUGGUACGGAUCCCUCACCAUCACCACCAAGCCUGAAGGACCAAACCUUUCUCGGGAACACCACGGACAAAAACAGCGCCCCCUACGCCGGCGAAGAGACCCCAUUCUUCAUGAGCUUUCUUUCAGCUGCCUCGACAUCUUCCUCUUCAUCCACCCGUCGACGACUCGCCCGCAAGAGAGAUGACGCUUUUCCUGACCUCAACUCCCUUAUUCCCUCACCCGACCUGAACUCCGACGAGACCGCCGCCGCCGCCGAGCUCUACCCCCUCUCGGAAUCGCAGCCCAUUCGCCUCUACAACCGUGGACAAGCCACGGAACACUAUGGAUUCUACACCUACUUCGAUCGCUCUAUCUUCCUGUCUUCACUCGCUCCUCUGAAUGGAAGUGGUAUAGACGACGACGCGAACGACAGUAACGGCGGCUCAACCGAGGAGCAAGCCCGCGUGCGCUGCACCUGGGCGCAAACGCGCUUCCUUGUGCAGAUCUGGACUCGAUCAACGGAUACAUUGUUGAAGGCGCCAUCAGCGUCCGCGUCCGCGUCCGCCACUCCGACUUCCUCCGCCUCGAGCGCUUCAUCCACCUCUACCUCAUCUGCAACGGACUUCACCCGACCCGGUUCCUUCCCUUACCCUGUCACCAUCACCUUGGAUCGGCACGGUGGCGAGGCGAAGAAGAAGAUGGUGUAUUGCUACGCGAUGGAGGCAGACGAGAAGGUGAAUUCCACGCUGGUGAAAUUGCAGGUUGAAGACCGGAGUUAUGGUGGCCGAUUGAUAAAUCCAGCGCCGGGAAUCUUCGACUUUGCGAGUAAUUCGUCCUCAUCUUCGGCCAAUGAGACGAGCUCGGUGUAUGGCGGCAUUGAUGGCGGUACGGGAGGGUGUUCGUGUCAGUGGGUGAAUUGGCUUUCGACAUCUUGAAUGGGAUGAUAUGGGAGGUAGACCAAACCUUACUCGGCUGCAUACUGUAUCUAUAACCACUUGGUUUCAUAAUGAGAUGACUCUACUAUUAGACUAAAAUGAACUACG